AUGGCGACGUUCGAGCGCAUUUUGUUAACCAGAAAACAUAUUGUAAUUGCCGAGAGGUUUAAUGUAGUGCGUAAAAUUGGCGGUGGGAGCUUUGGAGACAUCUUCUUGGCGAUAUGUAUUACAGAUGGAGAGGAGGUGGCUGUAAAAGUAGAAUCCAUAAAAGCGCGGCAUCCCCAACUUCUCUAUGAGAGCAGAGUGUAUAAGAUGCUCCAAGGGGGCGUAGGAAUACCUCACAUAAGAUGGUACGGAUUUGAGCGGGACCACAACAUCCUUGUGAUGGACCUGCUGGGACCCUCACUUGAGGAUCUCUUCAAUUUCUGCUCCAGACAAUUUACCAUCAAGACUGUCCUUAUGCUGGCAGAUCAAAUGCUGGCUCGUGUGGAGUUCAUCCACUGCAAGUGCUUCAUCCACCGCGACAUAAAGCCGGACAACUUCCUUAUGGGCAUCGGGCGACACUGCAACAAGCUCUACAUGAUCGACUUUGGCCUCGCCAAGAAGUACCGCGACCUGCGAACGCGCACCCACAUCUCCUACCGCGAGGACAAGAAUCUUACCGGCACUGCCCGGUACGCCUCCAUCAACGCUCAUCUCGGGAUCGAGCAGUCGCGUAGAGACGACAUGGAGUCGUUAGGAUAUGUACUUAUGUACUUCAAUAGAGGUUCACUCCCAUGGCAAGGCUUAAAAGCGAUUACGAAGAAACAAAAGUAUGAACGCAUCAGCGAGAAGAAAAUGUCUACGCCUGUCGAGGUCCUCUGCAAGGGCUUCCCGGCGGAGUUUGCGAUGUAUCUGAACUAUUGCCGCGGCCUCACGUUCGACGAGUCGCCAGACUAUAUGUAUCUCAGACAGUUAUUCCGUAUCUUAUUCCGCACGAUGAACUACCAGUACGACUACACCUUUGACUGGACGAUACUGCGGCAACGCAAGCACCAGACAAUGGAGGCCGGAGGAGCUGCUGCGGCGGUCCCGGACCGUCGCUCGCCCUCCGUCCAGCGCCGCGCCUCGAACCAGCCGCCGCAGCCACCUCCGAAUAAUGAGUGA
Leptosia nina is the source of this 1038-nucleotide messenger RNA. NCBI's taxonomy places the organism in Eukaryota, Metazoa, Arthropoda, Insecta, Lepidoptera, Pieridae. The record is from the annotation of a GenBank genome assembly.